AUGGUCUGCUCCGCUGCCCCUGUGCUGCUCCUGGCCAUGACUCUCCCUCUGGUGAGGUCACCACUUGCCCGAGAGUCCCAGCCUGCAAAAAAGAGGAGCUUCAAAGAGACCAAGUCCUACCAGAUUAGCCAGGCCGGCCCCAGAGCGGCUUGGGGAAGAAGGUGUCCCCGGGAGAAAUGCGGAGUCAGCUGUCCUCAGAGGUCUCUCCCCUGUGCUCUGUUCCAGGGCCAGGGUCAGGCUGGAGGGGAAUCAGGGCAGCAAUUGGACCAAGAAAGUGGAGCAGGUGGUGAAAUCGGUCCGGUCUCCGUCUAUGUACAGCUGUACUUUUCAAGUGAGCACCGGCCGGCGGCACUCUCCAGGCCCCUGACUCUCCCCGCCGCCUUGGUUUCCUCUGCCCCAGUAACUCUCACCGGCCUCAGCCUCACAGCAGAGUGCAGUGUCUCCCACAAGGGGUGUAGCUACUGUGCUUGCCUCUCUGGGUACCAGUGGAACGCCAGCGUCUGCUCCCAUCACCGUCCCUGCCAAACCCCCCUCAAGCACCAGCCUUGUGGCUGCCUUGUCUUCGGCCCUGCUGAAGCCGGGUACUGCCAGCUGCUGCCACCUGUCCCCGCGGCCCUGAGCCUCAACUCCUGGCUGCAGACGCCUGGCGACACCCUGAACCUGACCCUCCUCACAAGCCAGGAGACCACCAACCUGAACUGGUUCCUGUGGCCCACAGGGAGCCCCAGCCCCAUCCUCCUGCAGGCAGGGACACGUGUGUCCUUGACCUCCAGCCGGGACUGGGCUGUCCUCAGCAUUGUCAACAUCUCCCAUAAAUGGGCAGGUGAGUACAUAUGCUGCUUUGAGGCCCGGGGAUUCAGGUGGGAGCUGCACCAGAUGGUGAGGGUGCCCCUGCAGGUGACAGACGUGGCUGGGCUCCCAGACCAGCUCUCCGUCUCCUGUGCCACCUCCCCUGGCUUCCGGCUGCGCUGCUGCAUCCCCAGUGCCCACCUGAGCUACACAGCUUCCUGGAGCCCCAGAGAUGGCAACGAAGCCUCCUUAUUCAACCCGCCGGGCUCCCAGUGCCUUGUGCUGGCUGUUCAGCGCUGCCCUGCAGCCGACACUACGUACACUUGUGACCUGCAGAGCCCGGGACUGAGCCCUCUCAGGGCUGCCGUCUCUGUCACCGUCAUCCAGGAUGGAGACACCACCUGCCCUGAGGACUCUUCAGCUGUUGCCUGGAACGUCACCAAGGCUGGCCAUGUGGCCCAGGCCCCGUGUCCCGGGAAGAGGAGGGGCAUGGUGAAGAGGCCUUGUAGGCCUGAGGGGGUCUGGGGGCCCAUCCACAGCAGCUGCACGGACACGGGGCUCCUGGCCUUGCUUCUUAGAGCCCAGCUGCUGAGGGCAGGCCAGGGCUGGCCUGUGGACGAGGUGCCACAGAUCUUGGCUCAGCUGCCGGAGCAGGCAGUGGUGGUGACCUCACCCACCGACUCAUUGGCACUGGUGGGCACCAUGACAAUCCUGGCCAAGGUGGUGGCAGAUGUCAGAAUACAGCUCAACGGCAGUGCCCUGGAGGCGCUCCUGAAAACCACAGAUAAGGUCCUUGACAUGGACUCCAGUUCUCUGUGGACCCCGGCCUGGGCCCAGAAGCCCUCGGUGGGCUCCAAUCUCCUGCUGGCUGUGGAGACUCUGGCACUCAGCCUGUGCCCACAGGAUCAGCCCUUCUCCUUCGUCUUGCCCAACGUGCAGCUGCAGAGCCAGCUCCUCAGGCCCACAUUUCCUGCCGACUACAGAGUCUCCUUCCCUACUCAGCCCCCGCUGCAGGCGCAGAUUCCCAGGCACUCACUGGCCCCACUGGGCCAUAAUGGAACCAACGUCAGUGUUACUAGCCUGGUGCUGCGAAAACUGGACCACCUUCUGCCCUCGAACUAUGGACAAGGGCUGGGGGACUCCAUCUACGCCACUCCUGGGCUGGUCCUCGCCAUCUCCAUCAUGGCAGGUGGCCAGGUCUUCAACCAGGGAGAGGUCAUCAUGGACUUUGGGGACACAGAUGGCAGUCCCCACUGUGUCUUCUGGGACCAUGAUCCCUUCCAGGGCAAGGGAGGCUGGUCUGAGGCAGGGUGCCAGGUGCAGGCAGCCAGUGCCAGCCCCACCACUCAGUGUAUCUGCCGGCACGUCACUGCCUUCUCCAUCCUCAUGUCUGGACACACGGUUCCAAAAAACCCCACCCUGGAGAUGCUGAGUCAAGUGGGCUUGGGGGCCUCCAUUCUGGCACUGCUCGUGUGCCUGGGCGUGUACAGGCUGGUGUGGAGAUUCGUGGUGCGGAACAAAGUUGCCUAUUUAUGCCACAUGGCCCUGCUCAACAUGGUGCUCUGCCUGCUGGCCGCAGACACCUGCUUCCUAGGAGCCCCACUGCUUCCUCCAGGACCCCACAGUCCGCUCUGCCUGGCCACUGCCUUCCUCUGUCAUUUCCUCUACCUGGCCACCUUUUUCUGGAUGCUGGCUCAGGCCCUGAUGUUGGCCCACCAGCUGCUCUUCGUCUUCCAUCAGCUGUCCAAGCACCAAGGAUUCUCCCUGAUGGUGUUCCUUGGCUAUCUGUACCCGAUGGGGUUUGCAGGUGUCGCCCUGGGCCUCUACUUACCCCGAGGGCAAUACCUGGGGGAGGGGGCAUGCUGGUUGGACAAGAAGGGAGGAGCGCUCUACACCCUCGUGGGUCCAGUGCUGGCCAUCGUGGGUGUGAAUGGGCUGGUACUCACCGUGGCUGUGCUGAAGCUGCUGAGACCUUUGCUGUCAGAGGGACCCCAGGUGGAGAAGCACCAAGCCCUCCUGGGGGUGAUCAAAGCUCUGCUCGUUCUCACACCCAUCUUUGGCCUCACCUGGGGGCUGGGUCUGACCACUCUGCUAGAGGAAGUCUCCAUAGUCCCUCACUACGUCUUCACAGUUCUCAGCACCUCCCAGGGUGUCUUCAUCUUAUUGUUUGGUUCCCUCAUGGACAGGAAGGUGCAAGAGGCAUUACGCAAACACUUCUGCCGCACGCAGCCCCCCAGCUCCCUGGUGAGUUGCUGGCUUCAAAAUCUCACUCUCCCCGCUGAGAGCUGGUCAGAAGUAGAUGUUCCAUAGCCUUCCCCAGAGGAGAUGGGCACAGCUAGAAGCCAAGAGAAGACUGGGGUUUUAGGGCAAGCUCUCCAACAACAGAGAAAGCACCCCAGGCAGAGGACACAUUCAGGUUCUUGGGCUCCUGAUUAUAACCUGGACUUCUUGUGACUCUGGAUUGUCCCUUGUUUCUCCCUGAAAAUCUGCCUCCAGUUAGCAUUUGAAGGGAAAAGGUAGGAUCGGAAUGCAUGGGAGUCACUGUAGCUGGGAGCAAAGUUCCUAGGAUUUUUGCUGCUCAGGCAGGAGGGCAGGUGAAAAUGUAAAAAUGGAUACAACCUCGUCAAAGGAGAGCUGGCAAUAAUAAUAAUUGCCCUGCAGUUGGGCCUUUCCACCCCUUCCUAGGCCACAAAUGAAACCUACAUCCCAGAACACAGCAAAGGAGGAAGUUAAGAUGCCAGGUGAGAAAGAAGCGUUCUCGGAAGCAGUGUGAGCAGCGUGGGGUGAGGCCGAGUGUACAAAGCGCUUUCCAGCAAAGCUCUAAAAAGAAAACUCCUCUUCAUAUACCUGUCCCAACCUAAAGGGUGGAAAAAAGACUUCUCCAAGUAGACAUUUCUAGAGGGGCUGAAGAAGGUGGAGGCCUCAGAAAGCAGAUGGUGUAGCUCCCACUGCUUUUCCCAGAAAGCUGAAGGGAGUGUCACCACCACCAACCCUUGACUCAGUUCACUCUGAAAACUCCUUUUCACACUAUCGAAUUUUUAAUUACCCUGAAAAACCAUUGUUUUGAAGGAACUGCCAUUGGUGGGUCCGGUGUCCAGAGGAGAGGGUAGCUUGCAGACGCUUUAGGGCGAGGCUUUAGGGCGAGCUUUUUCACGGGGAAGACAGAAGCUCUGAGUGACCCACAGGCAGAGCCGUGUUCCUUCAAGGGUGUCGAGGGUGUGUCCUUGAAUCCAGGGAUGGGUCCUGGCCAAUCCUCUGAACUCUUUCUGCCUCCCAGAGCUCAGCCCUUGGGAAAGAUAGGCUUCUGUUUUCAUUAGUCACACUCAUCUCUCUGGCAGCCUACCUGUUCCCCACCUGUGACUAUCCAAGCAAGAAAAGUAUGAAAAACUAGCUAAAGCUACCUAAUGAAUAAGGCUGCCUUUGCUGUAAAAAUAAUCAACAGAUAUCCAAGUUCAAAAUAAUUACAAGUAAAACUGUCUCAACCAGUUUCU
Balaenoptera ricei (Rice's whale) is the source of this 4280-nucleotide messenger RNA. RefSeq names its product adhesion G protein-coupled receptor F3 (gene ADGRF3). Gene Ontology annotation, cellular component: membrane. Gene Ontology annotation, molecular function: G protein-coupled receptor activity. The record is from RefSeq and is a predicted model, not a curated record. Lineage: Eukaryota; Metazoa; Chordata; Mammalia; Artiodactyla; Balaenopteridae. Gene Ontology annotation, biological process: cell surface receptor signaling pathway; G protein-coupled receptor signaling pathway.